This is a messenger RNA of Trichoderma aggressivum f. europaeum, 1437 nucleotides long. RefSeq lists its product as uncharacterized. The record is from RefSeq and is a predicted model, not a curated record. Gene Ontology annotation, molecular function: 2-oxoglutarate-dependent dioxygenase activity. The transcript is spliced from 7 exons. NCBI's taxonomy places the organism in Eukaryota, Fungi, Ascomycota, Sordariomycetes, Hypocreales, Hypocreaceae. Bases 1 to 1437 code for a protein of 478 amino acids.
AUGGCCGAACCAUCAGAUAUUAUAACACUUCCACGGCCUUCGGUUACGAAAUCUGAUCUCAAAUAUGCCGAGACUUUUGUUGUAGACUUGAGCUUGGACGAUGGUAAUGAAGGUACCCAAAGUCUAGUUGAAGUUAUAAAAAAGUCAGCAACGGAUGGCAUUUUUCAUCUUGUCAAUCAUGGGAUCCCUAUGGAAUUGUUGGAGCUGCAGCGAGAUGUUGCCUAUACUUAUUACGAAACGACGUCACUGGAGCAAAAGGACGCAGACACAACCAAAAAUGAGAGUGGCUUCUUCGAAGGUUACAAGCUACGAACACCUGAAGAAAAAGAGGGUGGUUUAGUACCAACGAUUGAGGAGUACAACUACGAUUAUUACGCUACUGGCAAGGUACGACGCCCUCCAAUUAUGGAGAAGUAUGAAGAUAAGAUUGGCGCAGUAUACAAGCUCUACCACGAGUCCCUGAUCCCAAAGGUGAUGAGGCUUUUGUCCUUGACCUGCGGCAAAGAGCCCGAUUACUUCUAUAAAAUGCACGAUUCUAGUCAACCAAAUUCUGAAAUCGGCCAUUAUCUACGAUAUCACACCAACUGGGAGAGAGACAAUGAUAAAAAACGGGCUUCUUACGCAGGUCACACAGAUAUAGGAUCUGUAACCUUUCUAUAUUGCAAUCCUAUCGCCUGCCUCCAGGUAUAUAGCGUGGACGGUUGGCGCUAUGUCCCAUACGUGGAGAACAGCCUUAUUGUCAAUAUCGGGGAUUGUCUUGAAUCUUUGACAGGAGGCAAAUUUCCAGCCGCCCUUCAUCGGUUGGUCAAAUUUCAGCCGGAUCAGUACGAUUAUAACAGAAUUGCGCUUGUGUAUUUUGUUCACCCGCACGACAACAUCAUCCGCGAGCACCUCAGACUAGAGCAAGAACGCCGAAAGGCUCUAGAGGGGACAAAUAAAAUGAGCGGCCAGGAAGUCAAUAGACUGAUCAUGGCCCUCUCCGCUGACAACGACGACGAAUAUGCCAAGAUUGUUGACAGCAAUACAUGGCUUCGAUCUAAAUCUGGGGAAUUAGUGGAUGCGCCUGAAGAACUUGUCUUCGAUUAUGAAGCAAGAACAAUUCGGCGAAGAGAAAACGCGGAUGACGACUUUGUCAAAAUCAUCAGCGGAGCUGCCCCUGCCUCGAGCGUAUCGGGAGCGAGUGCUGAGAGAUUCUCUGAAGAGCAGUGGCGCACUAUUAAGGCCAUUGCCAGAGUAAUAGCCAAAGAGAAAGUGACUUUUACUGAUGAGGACUGGAAGAACGCCUUGGAGGCUGUUAACAAUGGACUGAACGGAGGUGGUGUACAAGCAGUACAAGGGGUUCGUACACUCAAUGACUCCCAAGUUGGCGUUUUGAAACUGGCAUUGGGUGAUCUUUUGGGUAAUAAUAGCACUGGCCCAACUGCUAUUGCAGCUUAG